Molecule: messenger RNA, 2480 nt
Organism: Nicotiana attenuata
Lineage: Eukaryota; Viridiplantae; Streptophyta; Magnoliopsida; Solanales; Solanaceae
Product: pentatricopeptide repeat-containing protein At5g19020, mitochondrial
Exons: 1
Coding region: 242-2347 (701 amino acids)
Biological process (GO): RNA modification
Molecular function (GO): RNA binding; protein binding
Source: RefSeq, a predicted model, not a curated record
CUAAUUUAAGCUUAAUAUUUUUCUUACAAGUUCAAACUCUUGUCACUAAUCUGAGCUUAAUAUAUAAGUGGAAGCAAGGUAAGGACGGACUUUUUUCUCCCAAAUUACCUAGCUUAUAUAAAUUGAAAUGGAGUAUUUAAUUCUUCAAAUUUAAUUGUCAAAUGAUCUACGAGUCCUUCCCUCCUUAAGGCACCAAAUUUUGUUUGAGUGAAACCAAGAAAGUAUCCCAUGGUAUCAUGUGAUGAUCACUGGAUUCAGACACAAGCCAUCCUUUCACUUUCUUGUUCCAAUAUUUUCACUCUCCUUUCCCUCUCCAAAAUGGGUCUCUUCUUCAGCUCAAAAAACACCAUCUUCACAAACCCCAUUGAAUCACCAACCCCACCUCCAAAUCACCAAGAAACAAAAACCCAAUUACGAAUUCUCACUUGUUUCAGCCUUCAAGUCUUGUUCAACAGAUUCUCGUAUCACACAAGGCCAACAACUUCAUUCCCUUGUCUUAAAAUCUGGCCUUGAAUCCAACAUUUACAUCCUAAAUAGCUUAAUUACUUUUUAUGUAAAAUGUGGAUUAGUAACUGAUGCUAAGACAAUCUUUGACACUUGUACUAGGUUAGAUGCAGUGUCUUGUAACAUAAUGUUGUGUGGGUAUGUGAAAUUUGGGCUUUUGGACGAAGCUCGUGUGGUGUUUGAUAAAAUGGCUGAGAGAAAUUGUGUGUCUUAUACGACUAUGAUAAUGGGUUUGGUGCAGAAGGGGUAUUGGAGCGAGGCUAUUUGGGGUUUUCGGGAUAUGAGGUACUUUGGUGUUGGUCCAAAUGAGGUGACUAUGGUGAAUGUCAUCUCAGCUUAUUUGCAUUGUGGAGGGGUUGAGGUGGGUAAGAUGCUUCAUGGGUUGGUGUUGAAAGUUGGGGUUACGGAUUUCGUUCACGUAUCCACCAAUUUGCUUCAUUUGUAUUGUCUUAGUGGGUGUUUAAAGGAUGCUAGUAUGUUGUUUAAUGAGAUGCCUCAAAAAAAUGUGGUUUCCUGGAAUGUGAUGCUGAAUGGGUAUACUAAGGCUGGGUUAGUUGAUUUAAGUAGAGAGGUUUUUGAACAGAUUGUUGAUAAAGAUGUGGUUUCCUGGGGUACAAUUAUUGAUGGUUAUUUGCAAGUGGGGAGGUUGAGUGAGGCUGUCAGAAUGUAUUCUGAAAUGCUAUAUACUGGGCUGCGUCCUAAUGAUGUUAUGAUUGUAGACUUUCUAUCAACAUGUGGACAAGUGAUGUCUAUUUAUGAGGGUAGGCAGUUUCAUGGUGUAGCAGUGAAGGAGGGUUUUGAUAUCUUGGACUUUAUACAGGCAACAAUAGUUCACUUUUAUGCAGCUUGCGGGGAAGUUGAUCUUGCUCGUUUGCAGUUUGAAGUAGGAAACAAGAACCAUGUUGCAUGUUGGAAUGCCCUAAUUGCAGGACUUAUUAGAAAUAGAAAAAUUGAUGAGGCGAGACAUUUAUUCGACCGAAUGCCUGCAAGAGAUGUUUUCUCGUGGAGCUCGAUGAUUUCUGGUUAUUCACAAAGUGAGCAACCUGAUUUGGCCCUUGAGCUUUUUCAUGAGAUGUUAGCUAAUGGCGUAAAACCAAAUGAAAUAACUAUGGUCAGUGUCCUCUCUUCUAUUGCUACUUUGGGAACAUUUAAAGAAGGUAGAUGGGCUCAUGAUUAUAUUUGCAAAAACUCCAUCCCUUUGAAUGACAACUUGAGUGCAGCACUGAUUGACAUGUAUGCCAAAUGUGCUAAUGUCAAUGAUGCCUUGGAGGUAUUCAAUCAAGUUCGAGAGAAAGCAGUUGAUGUCUCACCAUGGAAUGCCAUUAUUUGUGGCCUGGCAAUGCACGGGCACGCGCAUUUAUCUCUUGAUAUUUUCUCAGAUUUGCUGAGGCGAACCAUUAAACCCAAUUCAAUCACCUUCAUUGGAGUCUUAAGUGCAUGUUGCCACGCUGGGUUGGUGGAGGCUGGUGAACAGCAUUUCCAGAGCAUGACUAAAUUGUAUAAUGUAAAACCAAAUGUUAAGCACUAUGGUUGUAUGGUGGAUCUUUUUGGCAGAGCAGGAAGGUUGAAAGAAGCUGAAGAGCUAAUAAGGAGCAUGCCUAUGGAGGCAGAUACCAUCAUAUGGGGCACAUUGUUGGCUGCUUGUAGAACUCAUGGUAACACAGAAAUAGGAGAAAGGGCUGCAGAGAACCUUGCAAGAGUGGAGCCAUCUCAUGGUCCUAGUAGGGUCCUUCUCUCUAACAUUUAUGCGGAUGCCGGCAAAUGGGAUGAUGCAUUUCUAGUAAGGCAAGCUAUGCGAAGUCUAGGAUUGACAAGGUCAACUGCUUAUAGUGGCGUUGUAUGAUAAAAUCAAUUUUGUUAGCUGUUGCUGCAGCGAAAACUCUUUUUGGCAUUGGUCUGCCAAGAGAAGAGUUCUCCUAAUUUUUUUGAGUGNCCGAAUACAGAGUUAAUAUCAGCAUCUAGUCUAUCUUGGCCAA